AUGGAAUUAGAAAACCAGACAGGUGUAAUACAAUUCUUUCUCUUGGGACUCUCAGAAGAUCCAGAGCUUCAGCCCAUUCUCUUUGGACUGUUUCUACUUAUGUAUCUUGUGACAGUUUUUGGGAAUCUGCUCAUCAUUCUGGUCAUUGUCUCUGACUCCCACCUCCACACUCCAAUGUACUUCUUCCUCUCUAACCUGUCUUUCACUGAUAUCUGCUUCAGCACCACCACUGUUCCUAAGAUGCUGGUAAACCUUCAGAGACAGAACAAAGCCAUCAGUUACACAGGCUGCAUUACCCAGCUUAGCUUUAUCUUACUUUUUGCUGGAAUGGAAAACUUUCUCCUUGCAGCAAUGGCUUAUGACCGUUAUGUGGCUAUCUGUACUCCACUUCACUAUGCAGCCAUCAUGAAAUUCCACCUAUGUUUUCUGAUGACUUUAUUCUCUUUAUGCCUCAGCAUUAUGGAUGCCCUUCUGCAUGGGUUAAUGAUUUUGCAGCUAUCUUUUUGUACACAUCUUGAAAUUCCCCACUUCUUUUGUGAACUUGAUCAGGUCAUUAAGCUUGCAUGUUCGGACACUCUCAUCAAUAACAUUCUGGUAUAUGCAGUGACUAGUGCAUUAGGUGGUGUGCCCCUACUAGGAAUUAUUUUCUCUUAUUUUAAAAUUAUGUCUUCCAUCCUGAGAAUGCCAUCACCAGGAGGUAGGUAUAAAGCGUUCUCAACAUGUGGGUCUCAUCUGUCUGUUGUUUCUUUGUUCUAUGGGACAGCUUUUGGGGUAUAUAUUAGUUCUGCAUUUAAAGAAUCAUACAGGGAGACUUCUGUAGCAUCGCUGAUGUAUGCUGUGCUCACUCCAAUGUUGAACCCAUUUAUCUACAGUCUGAGAAACAGAGAUAUAAAGAAAGGUUUGAGGAAACUCUUUUCCAAAGUAACAUAUCUAUAG
Molecule: messenger RNA, 936 nt
Organism: Arvicola amphibius (Eurasian water vole)
Lineage: Eukaryota; Metazoa; Chordata; Mammalia; Rodentia; Cricetidae
Product: putative gustatory receptor clone PTE03
Exons: 2
Coding region: 1-936 (311 amino acids)
Biological process (GO): G protein-coupled receptor signaling pathway
Cellular component (GO): membrane
Molecular function (GO): olfactory receptor activity; G protein-coupled receptor activity
Source: RefSeq, a predicted model, not a curated record